ACUUCCCAGGCUUUUAGGGGCAGAGGCGCUCGUGAAUAAUUCAGCCGCCUUCUCCGAGAUGAAAACACCCUAAUAGAACUAAUGGACUCCCGGUCUCGGAACUCGGCUCUUGUGGGACCCAGCUCAUUCACCAAUUGCUUCUGACAUUCAGCAGCGACACUCCCCAAAUGCAAACACUGCUGCGCCAGGAUUUUAGAGUGCCUGGUGAACCCUAAUAACUUAGACUGUCCCUUUUAAUGAGCAGACGCCCAGGACAGCAGCAGCGGCUCCAGGGCUAGGCGGUACCAUGUUGUCCAUGACGUACAGCGAGAGCCUGAGGAGCGUGAGCAGCAGGUGCCACUCCGACUGGGCCCUGCACCCCGUCCGCCAGACGGACACACUGGAGCUGCAGCGCCUGCGAGAGGUGCGCGCGGCCGCCCAGGCCAGGAAUAUGGAGAGCUUCCUCCGCAUGCAUGGACUCUCCCUGGACAGCUGCACCGCCCGGCGCACGGGCAUGAAGUAUCGGAAUCUGGGCAAGUCUGGCCUGCGCGUCUCCUGCCUGGGGCUCGGAACAUGGGUGACCUUUGGGGGCCAGAUCACCGAUGAGAUGGCAGAGCAGCUGAUGACCUUGGCCUACGACAAUGGCAUCAACCUCUUCGAUACGGCAGAGGUCUACGCUGCGGGCAAGGCUGAAGUGGUUUUAGGAAACAUUAUUAAGAAGAAGGGCUGGAGACGAUCCAGCCUCGUCAUCACAACCAAAAUCUUCUGGGGUGGAAAGGCAGAGACAGAGCGAGGCCUGUCCAGGAAGCACAUCAUUGAAGGUCUGAAAGCCUCCCUGGAGCGGCUGCAGCUGGAGUAUGUGGACGUGGUGUUUGCUAACCGCCCAGACCCCAACACGCCCAUGGAAGGGGACCCAUUUAGUUCCUCCAAGUCCAGGACAUUCAUCAUAGAAGAGACCGUGCGUGCCAUGACUCACGUCAUCAACCAGGGGAUGGCCAUGUACUGGGGCACAUCGCGCUGGAGCUCCAUGGAAAUCAUGGAGGCCUACUCAGUAGCCCGGCAGUUCAACCUGAUCCCACCCAUCUGUGAGCAGGCCGAGUACCACAUGUUCCAGCGCGAGAAGGUGGAAGUGCAGCUGCCAGAGCUGUUCCACAAGAUAGGAGUAGGCGCCAUGACCUGGUCCCCUCUAGCCUGUGGCAUCGUUUCUGGAAAGUAUGACAGUGGCAUCCCACCCUACUCAAGAGCCUCCUUGAAGGGCUACCAGUGGCUGAAGGACAAGAUUCUGAGUGAGGAGGGCCGGCGCCAACAGGCCAAGCUAAAGGAGCUGCAAGCCAUUGCUGAGCGUCUAGGCUGCACCCUCCCCCAGCUGGCCAUAGCCUGGUGCCUGAGGAAUGAAGGAGUCAGCUCUGUGCUCCUGGGAGCUUCCAACGCAGACCAGCUGAUGGAGAACAUUGGAGCAAUACAGGUCCUUCCAAAAUUGUCGUCUUCCAUUAUCCACGAGAUCGAUAGUAUUUUGGGCAAUAAACCCUACAGCAAAAAGGACUACCGAUCCUAAGAAGCCCCCACCCCAGCCAUCCCAACAGCCUCCUUUCCCUCCUAGUCUCUGGUCCGCUCGCUCGCUUAAGCUGUUUUGAAGCAAAGUGAAGAGUGUGGUUUGCACCCAAAAGA
This is a messenger RNA of Orycteropus afer afer, 1647 nucleotides long. RefSeq names its product potassium voltage-gated channel subfamily A regulatory beta subunit 2 (gene KCNAB2). Gene Ontology annotation, biological process: transmembrane transport; regulation of action potential; potassium ion transport. Gene Ontology annotation, cellular component: juxtaparanode region of axon; membrane; extrinsic component of cytoplasmic side of plasma membrane. Gene Ontology annotation, molecular function: voltage-gated potassium channel activity; potassium channel regulator activity; transmembrane transporter binding. The record is from RefSeq and is a predicted model, not a curated record. Lineage: Eukaryota; Metazoa; Chordata; Mammalia; Tubulidentata; Orycteropodidae.